CCUCGUCCUGCUGCCGACCAGAGGGGGAGUGGAGCCGGGCGGAGGCAGGUAACAACGGCGGCCCCCGGCUUGGUGGACGCAUCCCUGCGCAUUCCUUCACCAUGCCGGACCGGGGUGGAUGCUGUCGGCAAGCUAGUAGACAGGGACAGCCCCAUUUAAAACUCCGCAUGUCAAAGUUUGCAUUUUCAUGACGCAGCAGCAGCAGAGUGGAUGGAUUAAAGGUAUGCAGGAUGCCUUGAGCCCGAGACCCUGUGCCAUUUGCUGGUGAAUCCACAGAGUCCAAGCAGAGACUGCAUGGAUUGAUGCGCCAAACAUGGGAGACCUGGUUUGUGGGUUUGAGGAAAUGCAAGGAGUGAGACUGGGAUACCUGCUCAUCAAAGGCAAGCAAAUGUUUGCUUUGUCUCAGGUCUUCACCGACCUGCUGAAGAACAUCCCUCGGACUACGGUGCACAAGCGCAUGGACUACCUGAAGGUGAAGAAGCACCAGUGCGACCUGGAGGAGCUCCGGAAGCUCAAGGCAAUAAACUCCAUAGCUUUCCAUGCCGCUAAGUGCACACUUAUAUCGCGGGAGGACGUGGAGGCUCUGUACGUCUCCUGCAAGACGGAGCGGGUGUUGAAGUCCGCGAAGAAGAGGAGAGCGACAGCGGCGUGCCCUCGCGCGGACGACGACGACGACGAGGAGGAGGAGCACGCGCCCUCGGGUGUCCUGUGCGCGGACGCGGAGCUGAUGUGGAAGGAAAAAGUUUGGUUCAGUUUGCACGGCGUCCCAGAGAAUCUCGCGCUGCACGGCAGAACGGGGAGGAGAAGGGAGCUGAGUCCUUCUUCUUGCCUUACCGACGCCAAACUACCUCAAUUUUACCACAAAGCCCACGGACGGGAUUGCCGUUGGACGACUAAAUCCAGCCACAAACACGUCAAAAACUAUGAAACUGAGAAAUUUACAGGGAACAGAUUUGCUGUGAGCCAAAGGCACGCGUUUUUCCGGCAGCCGGUCUUGUUUCAGUCCGCCGCCGCAGCAGCUCAGUCCAGGCUCUCGCGCUCAGCCGGCGACUCGCUCCACAAAAGGAAGAGGAGGCGCGAGGGGGGCGGCAGGAGCAAACACGUGCAUCUGCACGCGCCGCCGGUGCUGCUAGUCCAGCCCAAAUCCUCUGGAGCUUCUUUCGGUGCUUUCCAUCUCACUCCGGAUUUCUAUCUGGACCCGCGACCUCACCACCAUCACCACCACCACCACCACCAUCACCACCACCACCACCACCACAACAACAGCAGCAGCAGCAACAACAACAACAACGAGCCCGGCUUCGCGGAGAACUACAGCAGCGACACCGAAUCCUGCAGCACAUACUCGGACCCACAGUGCCAGGACUCGGACUUCGGCUCCGGGUUCUCCAGCACCAGCAGCAGCAGCUCGGAGGAGGAAGAGGAGGAAGACGACACUCAGUCGGAAAGCUCAGAGGUCAGCUCCGACGAAGAUGAGGAGAGUUCCACUCAGUCCGACUCGAGCUCCGUUUCAAGCCGAGUUUCGGUCCAAAGCAUCCGGUUCAGACGUGCACGGGUGGGUCUGCACACCGGGAAAGCACCUUUGGUCCUGCAGCCCACCUUUCACUACAACAACCAGCAGCACAAGACGCUGAGUCAUGGCGACAGCAGGCAGGACAAACAUCAAAAAUGUUACUUUGGUGAACCACGAAAGGACUCUUUACAGUUAAACCCGGUGGCUAACGGGAGCAUUUUCACCGAGCCCGCAAAAGAAAAAGCGUUUGAAUGUGACCCAAACAGGACUGAAGAGGAGCCGGUCCCUUACUCCCCGGGGCUCGACCCGAACAAGGCCUCUCUCCCGGCCUCAUUCAGGUCCCGGGGGUUCAGCGCACACGCUGACCCCAGCAAGCUCCAAAAAUGCGUCGACAAGGGGGAGAAGCUGAAACCGAGCACCCCGCCGAAAAGAAUAAAGACCGAGUCCGAGGAGCCCCACGCAAACGCGUCCCCCUACCCCGACAGCGGCAGGACAGCCUUCAAUCUCAGCAAUGUGAAAAUAAAAGUGGAGGAAAGCUGCGAUGAAUAUGAAUACCUGCAGAGCCAGGCCGCUGUGGUCAAAUGUAAAGGAGAUAAGGCAGAUCUCAGCGGAGCCAUCAAACAUGGAGGCUUUUCCAGCAGCGGGAUUAAAGCCGCGGAGAAAAGCCCCGACGUGGCCCCCAGGUUCCCCUGCGGUCCUCAGGAAUGCAGGAGUAGCCAGGACGCCCCCAGCGUAGAGGAGGGGGAGCAGAGAAACAAAACCUGCAGGGCUCCGGGGCGGGAGGCAAAGAAGCCCCGAAUUUCCCGGACGCACACAAAACAAAACGUGCCUAGAGUCAACGAGGCUCCCUCUUCCUCUUCCUGCUCCUCAUCUUCUUCGUCCUCCUCCACCACGGAGGAUUUACGGAGCAGACGCAAACGCAGCACCGCCAGCAGCUUAGCAGCAGCAGCCGCAGUAGCAGCGGCUUCUCCAGCAAAAACGCCUUUCAGCCUGAUGGCAAAUUUCCCUUCCCCGCCGUCGCUCGUCGUUGACAGCAACGGGGAUUUGUGCCCUGCUUACUCACUGAGCUCACUGAGGGGAGCCGGGCCUCCUCCUCCGUCCCACCCCGUGUGGAGGUGGCAGCCAGGCGGCCAGAUUCUCCCUCCCCCACUGCACACUCAGAGAACGAGGAAAUACUGAGCUGAGACAAAACUAAAAGUCCCAACUAUGUCCAUUUCCACGUACCCUGUGUCUUAAGGUGAUCGCUCACCCCUUUUGCCUUUGUUUGUUUUAUUUUUCAAACUUUUUUUUUUCCUUAUCUGGGAUUUACAUUCCGUUUUUAUUCUCCCCCCUCAACAACCCCACCCUCACUUCCCUGAAGAAAAGCCACAAGAUCCCACUUGAAGCCUCCACAGGACUGUGAGACACAUCUCGUGGAUUAAUGCCCGAAAACCUCCUUUGAAAAUAAGCUAUUCAAUCUAAGCAAUAUGUUUUGCUCCCCUAUCUUUUUUUGUUCGCGUAACCUUCUUUGUCGGUUUUCCUGGUUUGCUCGACCUGUUGGAUUGUCUGGUAGCAGGGUUUCACUGGGGUUGUUCUUUGUCUAAAAAAACAAACAAAAAAA
Messenger RNA from Poecilia latipinna (sailfin molly), 3113 nucleotides. RefSeq names its product SKI/DACH domain containing 1 (gene skida1). The transcript has a single exon. The record is from RefSeq and is a predicted model, not a curated record. NCBI's taxonomy places the organism in Eukaryota, Metazoa, Chordata, Actinopteri, Cyprinodontiformes, Poeciliidae. The coding region runs from base 314 to 2692 and encodes 792 amino acids.